Messenger RNA from Symphalangus syndactylus (siamang), 9275 nucleotides. It is a transcript of the gene RBM28, whose product is annotated as RNA binding motif protein 28. NCBI's taxonomy places the organism in Eukaryota, Metazoa, Chordata, Mammalia, Primates, Hylobatidae. The record is from RefSeq and is a predicted model, not a curated record. Gene Ontology annotation, molecular function: mRNA binding. Gene Ontology annotation, cellular component: nucleolus.
CGGAAUCUCUCGGCGUGUGAGCUUGGUUGUCCUAUCAAAGCCAGCCUCCCGGCUCGCGUGCGCCGGCCUAGUUUGCUCGCGUCCUCACCCGCUUUGGGUUUCCCGGCCUCAUGGCCGGCCUGACCUUAUUUGUGGGCCGCCUCCCGCCCUCGGCCCGCAGUGAGCAGCUGGAGGAACUGUUCAGUCAGGUGGGGCCGGUGAAGCAGUGCUUCGUGGUGACUGAAAAAGGGAGUAAGGCAUGUCGAGGCUUUGGCUAUGUCACUUUUUCAAUGCUGGAAGAUGUUCAGAGGGCCCUCAAGGAGAUUACCACCUUUGAAGGUUGCAAGAUCAAUGUGACUGUUGCCAAGAAAAAACUGAGGAACAAGACAAAGGAAAAGGGGAAAAAUGAAAACUCAGAGUGCCUAAAGAAGGAGCCGAAGGCUAAAAAAGCCAAAGUGGCAGAUAAGAAAGCCAGAUUAAUUAUUCGGAACCUGAGCUUUAAGUGUUCAGAAGAUGACUUGAAGACAGUAUUUGCUCAAUUUGGAGCUGUCCUGGAAGUAAAUAUCCCUAGGAAAUCAGAUGGGAAGAUGCGUGGUUUUGGUUUUGUUCAGUUCAAAAACCUCCUAGAAGCAGGUAAAGCUCUCAAAGGCAUGAACAUGAAAGAGAUAAAAGGCCGGACAGUGGCUGUGGAUUGGGCUGUGGCAAAGGAUAAAUAUAAAGAUACACAGUCUGUUUCUGCUAUAGGUGAGGAAAAGAGCCAUGAAUCUAAACAUCAGGAAUCAGUUAAAAAGAAGGGCAGGGAGGAAGAGGAUAUGGAAGAGGAAGAAAACGAUGAUGAUGAUGGUGAUGAAGAAGAUGGGGUUUUUGAUGAUGAAGAGGAAGAGAAUAUAGAAUCAAAGGUGACCAGGCCUGUGCAAAUUCAGAAGAGAGCAGUCAAGAGAGCAGCCCCUGAAAAAAGCAGUAAUCAUUCUGAGGAGGACAGUGACCUAGAGGAAAGUGAUAGUAUUGAUGAUGGAGAGGAACUGGCUCAGAGUGAUACCAGCACUGAGGAGCAAGAGGAUAAAGCUGUGCAAGCCUCAAACAAAAAGAAGAGGAAAUUACCCUCUGAUGUGAAUGAAGGGAAAACUGUUUUUAUCAGAAAUCUGUCCUUUGACUCAGAAGAAGAAGAACUUGGGGAGCUUCUCCAACAGUUUGGAGAACUCAAAUAUGUUCGCAUUGUUUUGCAUCCAGACACAGAGCAUUCUAAAGGUUGCGCAUUUGCCCAGUUCACGACUCAAGAAGCAGCUCAGAAAUGCCUUCUAGCUGCUUCUCCAGAGAAUGAGGCUGGUGGGCUUAAACUGGAUGGCCGGCAGCUCAAGGUUGACUUGGCGGUGACCCGUGAUGAGGCUGCAAAGCUUCAGACGACGAAGGUGAAGAAGCCGACUGGCACCCGGAAUCUCUAUCUGGCCCGAGAAGGCUUGAUUCGUGCUGGGACGAAGGCUGCAGAGGGUGUGAGUGCUGCUGAUAUGGCCAAAAGAGAACGGUUUGAGCUGCUGAAGCAUCAGAAACUCAAGGACCAGAAUAUCUUUGUCUCCCGAACCAGGCUCUGCCUGCACAAUCUCCCAAAGGCUGUAGAUGACAAACAGCUCAGAAAGCUGCUGCUGAGUGCUACUAGUGGAGAGAAAGGGGUGCGCAUCAAGGAGUGUAGAGUGAUGCGAGACCUCAAAGGAGUUCAUGGGAACAUGAAGGGUCAGUCCCUGGGCUACGCCUUUGCAGAGUUCCAAGAGCACGAGCAUGCCCUGAAAGCCCUCCGCCUCAUCAACAACAAUCCAGAAAUCUUUGGGCCUCUGAAGAGACCAAUAGUGGAGUUCUCUUUAGAAGAUCGAAGAAAACUUAAAAUGAAGGAAUUAAGGAUCCAGCGCAGCUUGCAAAAAAUGAGAUCCAAGCCUGCAACUGGUGAGCCUCAGAAGGGGCAACCAGAGCCUGCAAAAGACCAGCAACAGAAGGCAGCUCAACACCACACAGAGGAACAAAGCAAGGUGCCCCCAGAGCAGAAGGGAAAGGCGGGCUCUACCUCAUGGACUGGGUUCCAGACCAAGGCUGAAGUGGAGCAGGUGGAGCUGCCUGAUGGAAAGAAGAGAAGAAAGGUCCUGGCGCUCCCCUCACACCGAGGCCCCAAAAUCAGGUUGCGGGACAAAGGCAAAGUGAAGCCCGUCCAUCCCAAAAAACCAAAGCCCCAGAUAAACCAGUGGAAGCAGGAGAAACAGCAAUUAUCUUCCGAGCAGGGAUGGAAAGAUACUUUUAGUUGGAAGGAAUUUGGAGCCUUUAAACAACACCUGGAGCAGCUGCCUGUGGGUGGGGCUUUGCACAGUCUCAUCCUGGCAAGGGAGGACCAGCCAAGGACCAGUUUUGAAGAAUUGUCAUCAUGAGGCCUUGGUUGUGUGCUGGGCUGGGGCAUUGCCCCUUUCCAUGAGGCCAGGCCAAGCAGGGCUGCCUGGCUUAGGCUUUUGCAUCUUCAGCACCCUUUCACGUCUCUUAUCUCAGGUGACCUUCACAGCAAGCCUGGUGAAGGUUAUUGAGAAGCAGAUGUCAGCACCUAGUCUUAUAGCUGAUGAAAGCAGGAUGUGGGGAAGUUUAGACCCUCUCCUGAAAUCCCUUGGCCACCUGAGCUAGUACCAGAGCAAGGUCCCACUUGGCCCUGAGUGCUGUCUCUAGGGCCUAUUUCAGGAACUGUCUCAUAUAUAAGAACAGAACACUUUUUGCCAGCUAUACCAAAUGUUUUUGGGAUUAAAAAAAUAGUUUCUCUUUUCCAAUUUAGGUGGUAAGAAAAGGAAGGGCAUUUUCAUUCUCACAUUCUUUGAAUGUUGAAAUGUUUUAAAAACUUCCAGCUGGGCUUGGUGGCCCAUACCUGUAACCCCAGCACUAUGGGAGGCUGAGAUGGGAGGAUCCCUUGAGGCCAGGAGUUCAGGACCGGCCUGGGCAACAUAGUGAAACUGCCCAAAAUUUAAAAAUUAGCCUUGUAUGGUGGUGUGCACUGUAGUCCCCGCUGCUCGGGAGGCUGGGGCAGGAGGAUUGCUUGAGCCCAGGAGUUUGAAGCUGCAGUGAGCUAUGGUUGUACUACUGUCUGUACUCCAACCUGGGCAACAGAGUGAUACCCUGUCUAAAAAAAUAAUAAAAUAAAAAAGGAUUAAACCCUUUACUUGACCAGCUUCUUUUCCCACUACCCCAGGACUAACUAAUCAUUACAUAUUUUUGUAGUUGUUUUCUCUCUUUCUCUCUCCUGAUCUACCACAAGCCAAAUGUACACAUAUACAUACUAAAAGGUGAAAAAAGAGAGUUCGAGGAGUGAAUACAUAUUUUGUGAUUUCCUAGGCAGAAGCUAGGACUCCCUUAGAGGUUGCUAAUAGGGAAAGGGUGGGCUGGCUCUACUCAGUUUUAUAACUGCUUUUCCCCGAAUUCUGCAGACAUCUUCAUUCCCCUGGAGGUCAGAUAAUGGCUAUUUAUUUUCCAUAGCCAUGAAAAUCUCUGGGGAGAGCCGUGGCAAUUUGACGAGAGCUAUUAAAGGGAUAUUAGCAUUGAAGUGGCUGCUCAGGCAGUCACAUACCCUCGAUCCUCAUCUGCAGGGACAGCUGCCAGAACGAAUGGGGACAGCUGCCAGAACGAAUGAUCCCAGCUCUCCUGCCCGCAGCCAGCCACGUGUGGGUGCAACUGGCGACCAGCCACUGGCGUGAGUCCCAGGGAAGGGGACAGGUUCUUAGAAUCACCAUUUGUUUCUGCUGUCUCCCUCUCUGCAAUAGGGCGGGCACUCUAAACUCACGUAAUGGUUAAUAACAACAGCUAACAAUUACCGAGCACCUACUAUGUGUCAGGUAUGUGCUGAGGAUGAUCUCGUCAAGUAAAAUGCCUGUCUCUGGCCUAGAGGCCCAGAAGAAAAGAAGGGAAAUCUGUAGAAAGCUAGCAGUCCCUCACCCCUCUGCUUGCAGACCUUCAGUGACAGGACACUCCCUGUUUGCCCCAAGCACCUCUUGCAUUUUCAGAGCUUGGGACACAGAUUCAGGGACUUGCACUUUGAUAGGGUGCCUUAGGACCCCUUGUCGGAGCCAUGGAAAGUCUUUCUGGGCCCAUCCUUCCUGUGGAGGUGUCUUUCCUUCUUUUGGCCACCCCCUGGGAAUCCCUAGUAGAGAGCAGGCACUUAAUAGCCAGUGCAGUGAGAGUGGUCUGUGAUGUCUGGGCCAGGGCAAGGCCCACCAAGUGGGCUCCCAGGUGCCUGCCUCUGGGGUUUGAGGCCCUCAGUGACCCUUAGGCAAUAGCUGGGUCUUAACGAGGGAUCAUGUCUUUUCCUGGGUAGUCAGGGGUAGAGGGGUGUGAACUGAUCUGAGUUACUCUAGGAAGGCUAGAGACAAAAGCAGGAGCUGAGAGAAAGGCUGAGGCUCCUCCCAAGAGACUCCAAGUCCUGAGAGCAAGAAGCGGAGAGCCUUGCGCCAGGCCAGGUGUUGCCCCUGUCAGUGCUGAUGGACAGGCAAGAGAGGUUGCUGAUGCUGCAGCCCCGUGAAGCUGAGACUCACCCUUUGCCCACUUUCACACCCAUCUCCCCAGGAGGCUGCGGUGACACAGGUAAAAGCCAAAGGACAGAGGAUGACCCUGGACAAAUCACUCAGACCCUCUAGUCCUCUUUGCUCAUUUAUAAAAUAGAGGCAAAAAGCCCCCUAGUACUAAAUGAAAUAGCCAUUGUAAAAGAGCACGGGAGAUAGGGUCUGUGAUGUCUUUUGUCCCCAGUGUCCUGAGUGAAUUCACAGGAAAGGGGAGAAAGACUGGUUGCCCACUUCCAGGGUGAUUGGCUAAUUUCCACUUCUCUCCUGCUAGGGGUGGGAACACACGCCAGAAUCCUGGGAAGGCUGCAUGUCCUCAGGUGGCGCUGUCCACAUCUCCAGCCUCUGCAGGGAUACCAGAAUAUGAGCCAGGCUCUGCUUCUGGGGUGACCCACCUUCCUUGGUGCCCCUUCUUUCCUCACAACUGCAGGCAGAAGGAGAGUGUGUCUUGUCUCUCUGAGGAGCUGGCUGUGCCAUUUAAGCAGGUCCUAGGGGUGGAGCACUGUGAAGAGAUGGCACCCGGGUCCGUGUUCCUCCUUUUCCAGAGCAAACCCUGCUAAGGGAUCAUGACAGUCCCUGCGUCUGGCCCAGACUGGGCCUCGGGAGGCUUUUGACAUCAAUCCAUGCAACCGCACCCAACAAUUGGAGUCAGCAUGGGAGGUGAGACACACUUGCCAAUUUUGCUGUAAGGGAACAGCCUUCUUUACCAAAGCAUAGCACAGUAUUGAUAACAGUUGUUUCCAGGCAUCGUAGAAAGCAUUUAGUGGGCAUUAACAUCUUUGAUCCUCACCACAAGGUCAGGGGUUGGAUGAUGUUAGCAUGCUCAUUGAAGGAUCAGAAAAGUCAGGCUCAAGAUAGCUCACUCUUCAUUCAACCAACCAGUGUUAACUGAAUAUUGACUGUGCACCCCUCUGUGCCAGUGCUCCCCCAGGAGCUGCAGAGGGUCCUGAGCAGAGUGAGCUCCAGUGCUGAUUCAUCUGAAAUGUUUGAUCCAUGCUGGGUUCUAACCCUUCCCUGCUCAGAGCCCUCAGAGUCCAGGCCAGGUAGAACCCAGAACAGAGCCUCUGGCAGGAAGGAGCUUGCAUGGUCCUCAGGCUUCAUGUCCAGAGAUCAUUCCUCCACUUUGAGCUUCUUUGUGAAAACCAAUCACAAAGAGAGGAAGAGUGAAAUGUGCCAAAGCCUCUGCCAGGGUUGUAGCAAGGAAACCUGGGCUUCUAGGGAAAGUUGAGAAAGGGCCUAUAUUAGUCAGCUAGGGCUACUGUAAGAGAGUACCACAGGCUGGGUGGCUUAAACAACAGAAAUUUAUCACCUUACGGUUCUGGAGGCUAGAAGUCCAAAAUCAAAGUGUUGGCAAGGUUGGUUCCUUCUGAGGAAUUUCUUGGCAUUGCCUGGCAUAUAGAUGCAUCACUGCAGUCUCUGUCUCAUUGUCACAUGGCCAUCUUCUCCCUGUGUCUAUAGGUCUAUGUCCAAAUUUCCCUCUUCUUAUAAAGACACCAGUCAUAUUGGCUUAGGCGCAGCCCAAUGAUUUCAUCUUAAUUUGAUUACAUCUCUGCUAUGGUUUGAAUGUGUCCCUUCCAAAAUUCAGGUUAUUGCCAAUGUGAUAGUAUUGAGAUGGGGGCCUUAAAGAAGUGAUUAGGCCAUGAGGGUGCCUCUCUCUGAAGGGAGGCUCACUGGAUUGUAUCAGUGUAACAUAAUUUACGUAACCAGUUCUUUAUGUGAUGGAAAUCCCAUUCAAAGGUUUCCAACCUUUGCUGUUACAAACUGCUAUGAAGAGAAUUAUACUAAUUCUAUAUAAUUAUACUAAUUAUACUAAUACAUUAUACUAAUCAGGUGCUGUUGUUGUUUUUAUGAUGCAUUAUCCUGGAGAGACUGCCCCUCCCAGGGCUAGCUACUUUGGGGAGAGAGUAAACAACUUGUGGAGCGUGCCUUUCGUAUGCAAACCAGUCAAUCCAGAGCCCAUACUCCCAGUCAUCUCGUUUAUCAAACUCUGACACAGCAAGCCAAUAUUCCCCCUGCCCUAAAUCACUCCAGGUCCAGGCAUGGGACAACUAGGGACCAUCCCUAUAGCCAGGGCCUGCCAAAGUUAUACAGACUAGCCAAUCCUAAGCCUGCUUCCCUGCCUUGCUUUGCCUUUCUGCUGGAAACUACAUUAAAGGCACUGGGUCGUGCUUUUCCCUCACCCCCUCUGCUUCCUGGCUAACCCAAGUUCUUCCUGUGUUGCCCUGCAAGGCGUGACAUACCUCUCCUCCUGGGAACUGCAUAACAAACUCUUCUUGCAGAGAUCGUUUUCUCUCUGUCUGUCAUCUUACCAUACCCGAUGAAAACAAAUCUGGGUAAAUUUUUUUUUUUUUUUUGAGAGAGAGGGUCUCACUCUGUCUCCCAGGCUGAAGUGCAGUGGUGUAAUCACAGCUCACUGCAGCCUCCACCUCCUGGGCUCUAGUGAUCCUCCCAAGUCAGCCUUCCAAAUAGCUGAGACUACAGGCACACACCACCAUGCCUAGCUAAUUUUUGGCGUAUUUGUUAUAGAGACAGAGUUUCGCCAUGUUGCCCAGGCUGGUCUUGAACUCCUGAGCUCAAGUGAUCCACCCACCUUGGCUUCCCAAAGUGCUGGGAUUAUAAGUGUGAGCCACAACAUCCGGCCAUGGGUACAUUUUAAAGCAGGCGUUUUGUUCAUGCACAGGCCUUGCUCUCAGUUAAGGGGAAAAUGAGUGAUCCUUUGCUUGGCUCUGAAGGAGCAGUGCUUUAUUUGUAAAGAAUAUAUUCCGUAUAUUUAAAGAAAAGCAAUGGGAGGCAUUUGAAAAUAAAUAUGUUCAUUUUUUUUGUAUUAUAAAAAUAAUAUAUGCUCAGUAAAGAGAAUCUGAAAAAUACGGAAGUAUUGGGGGAACCCACCCCCAAUAUUUCAAUGUAGGUUCUUUCUAUUUUCCAUAAGUGUUGGCCGGCUGAGAAAUAAAGAGAAAGAGUACAAAGAGAGGAAUUUUACAGCUGGGCCGCCAGGGGUGACAUCACAUAUCAGUAGGACUGUGAUGCCCACCUGAGCCUCAAACCAGCAAAUUUUUUAUUAAGGGUUUCAAAAGGGGAGGGGGUGUAAAACAGGGAGUAGGUACAAAGAUCACAUGCUUCAAAGGUCAAAAAGCAGAACAAAGAUCACAUGCUUCUGAGGGAACAGGACAAAAGGCAAAACAGAACUACUGAUAAGGGUCUAUGUUCAGCUUUGUGCUUAUUGUCUUGAUAAACAUCUUAAACAACAGAAAACAGGGUUGAGAGCAGAGAACCGGUCUGACCACAAAUUUACCAGGGCGGAGUUUUUCCCCACCCUAAUAAGCCUGAGGGUACUGCAGGAGACCAGGGCGUAUCUCAGUCCUUGUCUCAACCACAUAAGAGAGAAACUCCCAGAGCGGCUGUUUAUAGACCUCCCCCCAGGAAUGCAUUCCUUUCCCAGGGUAUUAAUAUUAAUAUUCCUUGCUAGGAAAGGAAUUUAGUGAUAUCUCUCCUACUUGCACAUCCGUUUAUAGGCUCUCUGCAAGAAGAAAAAUAUGGCUCUUUUUGUCUGACCCCACAGGCAGUCAGACCUUAUGGUUGUCUUCCCUUGUUCCCUAAAAAUCACUGUUAUUCUGUUCUUUUUCAAGGUGCACUGAUUUCAUAUUGUUCAAACACACAUGUUUUACAAUCAGUUUGUACAGUUAACACAAAUAUCACAGUGGUCCUGAGGUGACGUACAUUCUCAGUUUACGAAGAUAACAGGAUUAAGAGAUUAAAGUAAAGACCGGCAUAAGAAAUUAUAAAAGUAUUUGGGAACUGAUAAAUGUCCAUGAAAUUUUCACAAUUCAUGUUCCUCUGCCGCGGCUCCAGCCGGUCCCUCUGUUCGGGGUCCCUGACUUCCCGCAGCACACAAGGAAAUUUUAAAAAUUAAAAACCAACUAUUCCUCCAAAAAUUAAUAAUAGAAAUGUCAUAUGAUCCAGGAAUUUCACUCUUCAGUAUAUACUCAAAAGAACUGGAAGCAAGGAUGUGAACAUAAAUGUGUACAUUACUGUUCAUAGCAUUAUUCACAGUAGUUAAAAAGGGGAAACAGCCCAAAUGUCCAUCAACAGAUGAAUGGAUGAACAAAAUGGGAUAUUUAAGUUAUGUACAAUGGAACGUUAUUCAGCCAUAGAAAGUAAUGAAAUUCUGAUUCAUGCUGCAACAUGGAUGAACCUUAAAAACACUGUGCUAAGUGAAAUAACCCAGACAAAGGGAAAAUAUAAUAUGAUUCCACUUGUAUGAAGUACCUAGACUAGGCAGAUUUGUGAGAGACAGAAAGUGCCAUUGAGGUUACCAGAGGCUGAGGGUAAGGGGCAAUGGGGAGGGAGGUAUUGUUUAAUGGGUACAGGGUUUCAGUGUGGGAAGAUGAAAAAGUCCUGGAAGAUGAAAGAAAAAAUUCUGGAAAAUUAUAGUAGUGAUGGGUUACCUAAUAUUGUGAAUGUACUUAAUGCUACUGAAUUAUACACUAAAAAAUGGUUAAAGUGGUAAAUUUUGUUACAUAUAUUUUACUGGAAUGAAAACAAUUAAAACCAUCUAUAAAUCAUGGUAUCCAGAGGAAACAAUAAGUAUUUUGGCUGAUUUUAACACUUUUUUUCCCCGGUAGAUAUGUGUUUUAUAAAAUUUGGCUAAUAAUACUAUGCAUGUAAUACUGAGCUCUUGAAUUUUACAUUUUAAUUGUAUUUUCCAUGUCAUUAAAUACAAUGAAAUCA